AUGUUUGGAAGUAUAAGAGUCGGCGUGGGCAAGUGUUUAGGUCAUUACUGCCCCACUGUCACGUCGAAGGCGGUGAGUUCUAACCCCGACCGCGGCAGUGAAUUUUCUCAAGGUGCGAAUGGUUUGUUCCGGAGACGCGGCCGGCAAACGUACACGCGCUACCAGACCCUGGAGCUGGAGAAGGAGUUUCGGUUUAAUCAUUACCUGACGCGACGUCGCCGUAUCGAGAUGUCGCAGGCGCUCUGUCUCACCGAGAGGCAGAUCAAAAUAUGGUUUCAGAAUCGAAGGAUGAAGCUGAAGAAGGAAACGCAGGCCCUCAAGGAAAUGAAUGCUCACGCGAAAGCGCUCGACGCUGAAAAGGCUGGGAAGGAUAACAGCAGCAGCAGCAGCAGCAGCAGCAACACAAAUUGCUCUAGCGGAACUAAUACCGCUACCACCAACAUCAGCAGCACCGCAACGACAGCUACAACGGCAACAGCAUCGUCAACACCGUCGGCGCCAAAAGUGAAGUAG
Priapulus caudatus is the source of this 513-nucleotide messenger RNA. Its product is annotated as homeobox protein abdominal-A homolog. Lineage: Eukaryota; Metazoa; Priapulida; Priapulimorpha; Priapulimorphida; Priapulidae. The record is from RefSeq and is a predicted model, not a curated record. Gene Ontology annotation, biological process: negative regulation of transcription by RNA polymerase II; anterior/posterior pattern specification. Bases 1 to 513 code for a protein of 170 amino acids. Gene Ontology annotation, cellular component: nucleus. The transcript has 2 exons. Gene Ontology annotation, molecular function: RNA polymerase II cis-regulatory region sequence-specific DNA binding; DNA-binding transcription factor activity, RNA polymerase II-specific.